This is a messenger RNA of Cooperia oncophora, 1479 nucleotides long. Lineage: Eukaryota; Metazoa; Nematoda; Chromadorea; Rhabditida; Trichostrongylidae. The record is from the annotation of a GenBank genome assembly.
AUGGGCCUCAAAUAUCGCGCAGAGUCGCAUCCGGAUAGCCGCGCUGUCAUGUUCGAGGCGAAAAAUUAUAGUAAACGAAAAAUCAAAGAUCUCUUGAGCACCCUUGCCGGAUUCAAGACCUGCAGCGAUCUCAUUGAGUUCUACGGAAAGAUACGACUGAACGGAAAAGGAACCCGAUUAUUAGACAGUUGCCUCGGUUCCGGAGGAAAUGAUCUUGCCGCUCAUUUAGAUCAUUUUGAGAAGUUAUUCAAUCAUAGUGUGGCAGAGAAGGAAGGAAUGAUCAUUCCGGAGAAGGGACAAGACGAAGAAUACGAUGAUGCUUGUCGCGCCGUGAAUGAAGCUACACAUCAGUUAGACGUGUAUCGAAGGGAAACAGAGGAGAAACUGCACUGCAAAAUAACCUUCUUUGGUACUGGAAAUAGGCGAUUCCAAAUGGAGAUAUCAGAAAACGUCAGCGUUCCUCGUUACUUUGAAUUGAAAUCUCGUCGAAAGGGCUAUAAACGGUACUCUACUGAAGAACUUGAUGAACUCAUAGAAGAACUCAGGAAAGCUGAAGCUCGCAAGGAAAUGUUACGAGAGGAUGGAACGCGACGAGUGUUCUCUGACUUUGACACAAGGAGACAAGUGUGGUCAGAUGUGCUAAAUCGUAUUGCCCAAGUGGACGUCCUCCUGUCGCUGACACGGUAUUGUCAGACUUGCGGUCUAGCUUUAUGCCGGCCUGAGUUUGUAUGCGAUUCCGAAGAGCCUAUACUAUCAAUAGAAGAAGGUUAUCAUCCUUGCCUGGCAAUAAAACUACCUACAAAUGAUGCCACAAGUGCUUGCUCAUAUAUAGCAAAUGACUCACAACUUGGGGGAGGACGUCCGCGAACUGUACUUCUAACAGGACCGAAUAUGGGUGGAAAGUCUACUUUGAUGAGACAGGUUGCCGUGUUGACAGUACUGGCGCACAUGGUCAGUCGACGUUUUUCGUUGAGCUUCGGGAAACUCUGGUUAUCCUGCGGAAUGCAACGAAGCACUCCUCUUGUGCUUAUUGAUGAGCUCGGGAGGGGAACUAGCACAUUUGAUGGUACAGCAAUCGCUUCAGCUGUGCUUUCUGACGUUUCACGCCGUUUGCAGUGUCGUUCAUUUUUCUCUACGCAUUAUCAUUCCCUUUGUAAAACUGCAGCGGUCAAUCCGAAUAUUGCAUUAGCUCAUAUGGCAUGCAUGGUGGAAAAUGAGAAUGAGUCUAACCCUACUGAAGAAUGUGUAACGUUCCUCUACCGUCUGACUGAUGGAGUUUGCCCGAAAUCGUAUGGAUUCUUCGCAGCACGAUUGGCUGGAGUAAGGCCAGAGGUAGUAAAGGAAGCGUACGAGGCGAGUCGGGUAUUGUUCGACUCAGUGAAUCGGAAGAAAAUGGCGAUCGCUUCGAUCAAAGAAGUCGCACGCGGAGGAGGAUCCAUUGAACAGUUACAUUGUGAAUUGGAUGAUGAUGAUUGUUAA